Larimichthys crocea (large yellow croaker) is the source of this 6083-nucleotide messenger RNA. RefSeq names its product GRB10 interacting GYF protein 1a (gene gigyf1a). Lineage: Eukaryota; Metazoa; Chordata; Actinopteri; Sciaenidae. The record is from RefSeq and is a predicted model, not a curated record. The transcript has 25 exons. The coding region runs from base 964 to 4248 and encodes 1094 amino acids. Gene Ontology annotation, molecular function: protein binding. Gene Ontology annotation, biological process: insulin-like growth factor receptor signaling pathway. Gene Ontology annotation, cellular component: cytosol.
CCUGCUACAACAUUGGUUAGCCGCUUGUCAGUGUCCAGUCACGUGGUAUCACACGGACGGCCAUGUUUCCGAAACACAAACAACAAGAAGAGCAGCGACCGGGAGCCAGCAGACACACACUGAUACGCAGCUGCGACCGUUGGAGGAGAGGGGGAGAAAAUAAUAAAUAAAACACAGAGCGCGACUUUCUGAAAGUACGAUUCUGUCGAAUGAAUACGUUUACAGUGUUUAAAGAGACCAAUGCAUACGAUAUAUUGGCUGUAGACGCGCCAGUCUGGUAGCUCUGAAGCAGUGAAGUGGUGCAAAGGGAGGAGGACAGGAAAUAAAGGAGUCACCUGGAAGGUCUCCGUCAAUCCACAUUUCAGUUGGAGUGAGAGAAAAAGGCACAGAGGGAGAGAGAGAGUGAAAGGAGAAGAGGAGUGCGAGUCGCGUCUGCUCUUGGCAGCUGUUCCAGCAGCCUGUUUCAUUGUUUUGGCUGUUGUUUCGUUCCUGCGUUACCUUUUUUGAUGAAUCAGUUCAUAUUUUUAACUUUAAUGUGAGAUAUAACUGCUGUACAAAAAAAAAAGAAAAAGAGAAAAAAAAAAAAGAAAACCUUAUUACUAGCAAGAGUGUUUUAUUUUGUUCCAUUGUUAAUUUCCACGGUUCUUUUUGUUUCUUUUUUUAUGUUUAACAACCUUUUUCGGCUGUGAGUAGCAGGAGCUUCCAUUCUCCAAACUAUCGUCGAACCCCCUUCCUUACCUAGUUAGGACCUGAUAACCUGGUAUUCCUCAAGCACCUGAAACUGGCAGCUAUUCUCUUUGUGUCUGUGUGUUUGGGGAGCUCUGUGACCACAGCUUAAGCACCACUCAGCCUUCUAGUCACCUAAGCCUAACUAAAGCAAGCCAGCUCUAGCCUGGUCCAGCCCAGUCCAGCCUGCUCCGAUCAUCUGGACAGGAUACUCAGUUCUGUGUGGACGUGAGGAAUAUGACUGCUGAGACUCUUAACUUCGGCCCAGAAUGGCUCCGUGCACUGUCCAGUGGGGGGAGUGUGACGUCCCCCCCUCCUUCCCCCGCCAUGCCAAAGUACAAGCUGGCCGAGUACCGCUACGGCCGAGAGGAGAUGUUAGCACUUUAUAUCAAAGACAACAAGGUCCCAGAGGACAUGCAGGAUAAGGAGUUUGCUGCUAUUCUGCAAGAUGAGCCCAUGCAGCCACUGGCACUGGUGCCUCUCACUGAGGAGGAGCAGAGGAACUUCUCCAUGUCUGUGAACAGUGUGGCGGUGCUGAGGCUCAUGGGAAAAGGGGUGGGUGGAGCCGCCCCAGCUGGAGUGGUCCGAGGACGAGGGGCCACACGAGGCGGCCGAGGACGAGGUCGUGGUGAAGGUGGAUUCUACCAAAGAAGUAUUGAAGAAGCGGAGGUGGGUUUUGGCCGCAGCGUCCGAGAAAUCCACCGCAGCCAGAGCUGGGAUGACCGGGGUGAGCGUCGUUUCGAAAAGCCGCUGAGGCGGGAGGUUGGGCGUCCUGGCUUUGAAGAAUCGGCAGGUCCCGGGGGUCCAGGGAGGAAGGAGUACACAAGGGCUGACAGCGAUAACUGGCGCACCCUCCGGGAGGAGCACGACGAGGAAGAGGGGGAGCCAGGCAGCAGCUGGAGACUUACUGGAUCCCGCAGGGAUGAUGGUGGUCCUCGCUCAGCAGGCUGGCGGGACCAUGUUGGUCCAGGUGAGAAUCGCCGGAGGAAGUUUGAUUUCGACUUCCGGGACGCCGAGGGUCACGGUGGUGGCCGCCGGCGUGCAGGCAGUGAUGGACUAGAGGAUGACAGAGACGGCCUGCCCGAGUGGUGUACGGACGAGGAGGACGGGGAGAUGGGCACUUUUGACUCCUCUGGAGCUUUCAUGCCUAUGAAGAAGGGUGGCAAGGAGACAAUCCUGGAAGAGGAGUUAGAGUUUAAGGGGAUAGAAGAGGAGGAAGAAGAGGAGUGCCUCGCUGACAUAGAGAGGAACAGUGCUGAAGGAGACAAAGACAGGGAGAGUAAAGAAGUUGGCUCUGCUGUAGGGGAUGAUGAGACGAAGCCAGCAUCACCCUCCGCCUCUCCUCCACUCCACUGUACUCCUCCGUUCCUGGAGCCUCGACCCAGCAAUGCUGGCCCAUUGGUGGACAACCCUCAGCUGAAUAACAGCCACCCCGUCAAGGCCAGCAGCACAUCCAGUGAAGACAUGGCUCCGGUAGGGGGCUCCAAGACCCAGCUGAGCCCCAGCGUUGCCUCCUCCUCCAGUCUGCCUCCUCCACCCCCUUCCUCCGCUGCCCCUCUCCUCCCUCCAUCUGGAGGAGACACAGAGGACGACGAGGGCAUGAAGCACCUGCAGCAGGAGGCAGAGAAGAUGGUUGCAUCACUGCAGGACACUUCUUUGGAGGAGGAGUGUUUUACCCAGGCUCUGCAGCAGCAGCAGGAGAGCAGGAACACAGCAGCUGCUCUGCCACUGUCACACGAGGCCGCCAUGAAGUGGUUCUACAAGGACCCACAGGGAGAGAUCCAGGGCCCAUUCACCACAGUGGAGAUGUGCGAGUGGUUCCAGGCUGGCUACUUCACCAUGACCCUGCUGGUGAAGCGUGGCUGCGACGAGGGCUUCCAACCCCUGGGGGACGUCAUCAAGAUGUGGGGCCGCGUGCCCUUCGCCCCAGGGCCCUCCCCGCCGCCCCUGCUGGUGAGACAGCCACCACCAACGCAGCGCCCGCAGCCCAACCGGGGGCCCGCCGGGACUGUGAGUCAGAGCUCAGCCAACGUAGAGGAUGGGGAAGGGAGGAUGCAGAGGAGAGGGAAGAUUGAUAGACAGGUCACGGGAAACCUGGACCAGGAGCGCCUGAAAAAGCAACAGGAGCUGGCAGCAGCAGCAGCUCUUUAUCAGCAGCUCCAACAGCAGCAGCUAUUCCAGCUCAUUAACAGGUGCAGUGAGCAGAGUAUGAUGCCUUCGAUGAACAGGUCGAUGUCAGUGCCAGAUACAGGGUCCAUGUGGGACAUGCAUACCUCAGCUUCACAGCCGUCAGGCGGUGAAGCCAGUCUUUGGGACAUAACAAUGAAUCCUUCUACUCAGGGUCCAACUCUCGAACAGCUUCAAAAGCUCCAGCAGGAGAGGCGAGACGCUGAACUCAGGGCGAAGCGUGAGGAGGAGGAGCAGCGUAAGAGGAGGGAGGAGAAGAGGAGGCAACAGGAGGAGCAGAAGAGGAGGGAGGAGGAGGAGCUCUUCAGACGCAAGCAGUGUCGUCAGCAGCAGGAACUGAUUAUGAAGCUGCUGCAGCAGGCCCCCCAGCAGCAGGGUCCUGGGGCAGGUGGCUCAGGCUGGAGCGGGGCUCCCUCCUCUGGGCUCACCAAGCCAGGAAAGCCCCCGGCUCUGGCUCUGCUGGAAAUGCAGCAGGAGGCAGAGAGGCUCCUGAAGCAGCAGCAGCAACAGAGAGCCCAGCAGCAGAGAGACCGCCACUCCGGCUUGUCGAUGGGGAGCUCCUCCAUGGGAGGGCAGUGGGUGGAUGGUGUUGGCAUGUGGGGCGGGCCUGGAGGUAUGGAGGGUAAGGGUGGCAGCGGAAGCUCUUCAGGCAGCAUGGGCAUGUGGGACGAGGCUGUGAAGAACCAGUCCGGCCUGCGUGGCAACAGCAACAACAACAUGGGCUUGAAGAACAGCCGCAGCAGUCCUUCACUCAGUGAUCAGUACAUGAUGCGUCGUAAGCGGACGGAAGAGGAGGAGAAGCUGCUGAAGCUGCUGCAGGGCAUGAAGCCUCAGGACGGCUUCACCACCUGGUGUGAACAGAUGCUGCACGCUCUCAACACCUCUGCCAACAACUCCUCCUCCUCUCUGGAUGUUGCCACGAUUGUGGCAUACUUGAAGGAGGUGGAGUCUCCCUAUGCAGUGCUGGACUUCAUCCGGUCCUACCUAGGGGACACAGUGGAAGCCAAAGAGUUCGCCAAACAGUUUCUGGAGCGACGUGCCAAACAGAAAGCCAACCAACAGAGACAGCAGCAGCAGUUAUCAAAGGAAGUGGCUGGAUUGAACAUGAACUUCCCUCUGCAGGACUCAAUGCGAGGUAUGAAUCCAAGCACCCUGCAGUCUAUGUUUCAAGCCAACCACAUGGGCAAGGCUGGUCUCUAUGACAACCAAGGGGGGAAGAUGAAGAAGAAACAGCCCAUGAUGCUGCACUCUGACCCCAGCAUCUUAGGGUACUCAUUCCACAAUGCGGGCGACUGUAUGGGCCUGAAUGAGAUGGAGAUGGUGGAGGAUUACUGAUGUGACGCAGCGCAGCAGCAAUAGCUACCUGAGGCCUUCUGUCUUUUAAUCAGACAAACCUGAUGACGAAUGUGCACUGCUGGGGGAACCGGGGACGGGGGAGGGUUUUGGGGGUAGGAAGGCAGCGAGCGAGCGCGAGGGGAUGGUGCGGGUGGAGGCGCCUGGAUCUGCGCCUCCCACUCUUUCCUUCCCUUUGGCAAGAAAAAAAAGGGCUCCCUGCUGCACCAGUUGAUCACUUGAGCAGGGGAGAGGGGGGUGAGGAGGGGUGAGGUUAAAAGGAAGAUGGGUAUCCUCUGGCACUCAAAAGAUUAAGCACCUUAUACUGAACUAAUGCACUUUAUUGAGAUGGGAUUUGAAUAGUUUUUUUUUUUGUGUGUGUGUGUUGGGAAUCAGUGCGCAUACACAUAAUCCGUGUGCAUGCGCAUCGGAACUGGAAGCGGGCGGUGAAACAGUCGGUGGGGUGAAUGGUCGGGCUGUUAGGUUUUCAAAGUCAGGGGGACCUUUAGUUGAAACCUUAUCAGAGAGCAAAUCCUUUCUCGAAAGACAAACACUGUUGAUAUUUCUCUUGUUUAGCAUUUUUUACGUUUAUAUAAAAAGUAAAGCUAUUGAAAAAUGGAUUAUAAAAAAACUUGAAGAUUUGCACUUGCCUAAAAAAGAAAUAACAAAAACAACAAAAAAAAAUUUCAAACAAAUGGGGUUAGUUAUAGAAGUGAAUAUUUUUGUGAAUGUGUAUGAAUGACUGUGAGAGUGACUGAUGUGUGAUGGUUGGUUUGUGUCAGUAAUAUACCAGUCUGCACAAUGUUUUUUUUUUCUUUCUUUUGUUGCUUACCAAGACGUAUGAAACAUAAGAGGCCAUUUUUGUCUUUUUUGUUCAAAUGGUAAUUUUGUAUUCUCAUGUUUAGAGUGCAUGUUUCCCUUCUCCAAACAGGGACUUGAUCUGUAUGUUUUGAGAGCGUGAAUGAAUAAAUGAGAGAGAGAGAGAGGGCAAUUGCACAACACAUCCUUUCUCUCACCAGCUCUUCAUCCCCAGAUAGAUGAAAUAGAAAUGCAUACAUUUGUAAAUGUUAGCUUUGCGCUCAUCACACGAUGACCACCACUAGUUUAUUUCCCUUAGCUUCUCCAUAUGGGGAGCUGUCUCUAGACCUGUAAGGACUAGCAGACAGGGCAAAUCAUGAGGGACAUUACUGUGUGUGCAUCAGAAUGAGACUCUGUGUGUGUGUGUGUGUGCGUGCGCGCGCAUGUGCGUGUGUUUUCAGUGUGCAUGUUCAUUUACUGUUCGUAGAAAUGAGUUAAGACUACAGGUACUCAUUUUGAAUACAUGUGCUUUUUUGUAUGUGUAUGAAUGCACAUUUGUGCCUAAGAACUUGGAUAGGGUGCGUGGCCAUUGAGACAUUAACUCUUUUUUGAGAGCGAGUGUGACGUGUGUCAGUGCUCAGCACAGUGUAUGUAAAGUAUGUAAGUUUAUAUCGUAAAUAUUUCUAGUUCAGUCUAGGGGUGAUCCAUCGGAAGGUUAGUCCAGUCUGUUUUCCUGGGGUGUGAUCACGUUGCCUUUUGUCAGCUCUCGAACUUGUGAAUGAAAGAUGUCGAGUUUCUGACUCUGAAAAAAAAAAUACAGCAUCUUAAUGUGCAAGUGCACAGAACGGUGCAUGAAAUGUUAGCAUAUUGUGUUACUUAUUCGUUGUUGCAAUUUGAUAAUGACGAGUUUUCUUUUUUUAAUGAAAAAUAUAUAUGAAUAUAUACAUUAUAUACAAAGUUUAAAAAGUAUUUGGACUAAGAUGAUGAGCACUUGGGGCUGCUAUUUUUGUUGUGUGUUUUAAUUUUUUUUUUUUCCUUAA